AAAAGACCCUUAAAAGGUACAAGUACCUGUCAUUUACAUCCAAGCGACCGAAAUUACGACAGGUUUAAGUACCUUACUUAAGGUAGAUUUAAUAAUUCGUACUAACUUGGUGACAACUUCGCGUUCGCGUCUAUUUCUCUUUUACUCUUUACUCUUUACUUAUUUACCUACCUAGGUACCUACCUAACUUAUUACUUUUUACUCUUUACUCUUCAAUCAAUACCUAACUCAACCCAAUCCUCUUGCUAGCACACAUACAUACCAUACACAGGAUUAAACGGUGUUCCAAAUUUACAGAAUACCAAUCAAUAUCCCCCUCCUCCCCCUCACACCAUCGCAUGCUUCAAAUACCCCAUCGAACUCAUACAGAAGAUGGAUACCUCCCCGAGCAAGAGACGCGUCUUGGGUUCUAUAGAGUUGAAUUCUAGAAGCCCCAUUUCAGCUUCGAAACACCUAGAGCUCAAGGAAAAAGCAAUCUCUCCUAGCAGAAGCACAAUAGACGAUUCUAUUAAGAGGCCUCUUGAGCUAGACCCAGAAGUUGCAGGCCAGCGCCAAGGACAUACGCUUAUACUACCAGCUAAGAAGCCGCGCCUCUCUGUUGGAGAAGGAGAAAAAGAACUUGAAAAAACAGUUACAGACGAAGAGCGCCAUGCAGAAAGGGACUCACCCCGAGAAGACGAAGAAGAAGAUGGAGUUGAACGCCGGCGGUCCAAAUCCAAAUCUGCGGAAGAAGAGUCGUUGCUCCUGGAUAACUCCGGCAUCAACUCGACUCAAGAGACCGCGGUAACAGAGCCAGACACGGAGCUUACAGAGCCUGCAGGAACAGCUCCAGCAACUCCGCCUGCGCCCUCUCGAAGGAGGUCAACUAUGACUAGGGAGGAAGCUCGACAGAAAGCAGAGACGCUGCGACUCAGACUAGGUCUUGCUAGCUACAAGGUCCGCACAGGGCAGACGGACGUAUCUCUAGAACAGCUCGAGGCCAAGUCGUUAUUAAGAUCUAGACAGCCAAAGGAGCCCACUCUGCCUCGGCUACUGCUAUGGGCCACGAGCACCGGGGAGGAAGAAAGAGCGGACAAGACACCGUCUUCGGGGCGCAAGGCCUUGCCUACGGCGCCAUCUCUCAGCCGGGAUAGCAGCUUCGAGAAGGGCAGGUCGGGAACGGAGAGGAGACAGCUGCCUGGGAUACCGAUACCGUGGCCGGAUUCUCGAAGAGCAUCUCGAUAGAAAAGAAAGCCGCGGCUGAAAGCGCUGGGUGGAAGGGUUUUUUUUUGUAUGGGAUUGUGCCGGCAACGGUAAUUCAUUCCUAAGAUAGGGGAGAGGGGUUUUUUUUAACCUAGGAGUUGGGGGCGUGUGAAAGGGAACUGGGGUUAGAAGGAUAUAUCUCUUUGCAAGUAAGAGAGAGAGAGAGGAAGAGAGAGAGAGAGGAAGAGAGAGAGAGAGGAAGAGAGAGAGAGAGGAAGAGAGAGAGAGAGGAAGAGAG
Molecule: messenger RNA, 1480 nt
Organism: Daldinia caldariorum
Lineage: Eukaryota; Fungi; Ascomycota; Sordariomycetes; Xylariales; Hypoxylaceae
Exons: 3
Coding region: 373-1224 (283 amino acids)
Source: RefSeq, a predicted model, not a curated record